GGGAAAGGAGCCUGACUCAUCCCGGCUGGGACCCGGCAGGUGCCAGAGGGAGCAGUCUCCUCCCGUCGCCCUGCACCCGUGGAAGAAGCCAUGCCCCACUUCUUGGAUUGGUUUGUGCCCGUGUAUCUGAUGAUCUCCAUUCUCAUCCUGGUUGGCUUUGGAGCUUGCAUUUACUACUUUGAACCAGGACUCCAGGAAGCCCAUAAGUGGCGAACACAGAGGCCAAUCAUGGAGCGAGAUCUUCGGAAGACACUGAUGAUUCGGGACAACCUGGCCUUUGGGGUGCCUGAGGUCUGACAAGCUGUCCAUCACAGCCAGAGGAAUCUCUCCUGGUCAAGGUUUGUGUGGCUGGGGCUUCCCAUGUGCUCACAACUCUUCAGCCAGCCAAGGACUUCUGCUCCUUCCCUUGGCCAAGACUGAUGGACCACUCAAAUGAAAUAUGCCUUGUUAAUCACUUGAGUUUGAGCUGCCUGGCGUCUUGAUGGCACCUUCAGCAGGAAAGGUACCUGGUUUUGCAAAGGGAUACAGAAGCUUGUAUUCCUAUUCCCUAGGUUAAAUCUAACAUAGUCUGUCUAAGUCCAAAGGGUAUUUUGGGGAAAAUAAAUGGGGUUUCAAUACAAAUUGUUGCUUUAGCUGAGAUCUUCCCAGCACCCACUCUCAGUGCUAGGAUGGUGAGCUUGCUGAAGCUCUGUGCAGGGGUACCAAGGGCUCAAUGAGCCUCAGAGACUGAAUGCCUUUAUCCUUG
This is a messenger RNA of Poecile atricapillus (Black-capped chickadee), 745 nucleotides long. Its product is annotated as small integral membrane protein 45. The record is from RefSeq and is a predicted model, not a curated record. The transcript has 3 exons. NCBI's taxonomy places the organism in Eukaryota, Metazoa, Chordata, Aves, Passeriformes, Paridae. Bases 91 to 297 code for a protein of 68 amino acids.